UUGUUUGCGGCUUUUUGUCAGCUAGAUAUUGUAGCAUUUUUUAGGAGUGUUUAUGAAAAGAGCACAUUUGCUGUGUAUCUGAAAAAUGAAGCUGGUUAUACAACAGCUUAUUUUGGUAAAUAUUUGAACGAAUAUACGGGUUCGUACGUUCCGCCUGGCUGGGAUCACUGGAUGGGGCUGAUCAGGAACAGUCGCUUUUACAACUACACGAUCAAUGUGAAUGGUGACAAGAUCAAACACGGAUCGAACUAUGAAAAAGACUAUUUUACCGAUUUAAUUGCUAAUGACACGAUAGCCUACAUACGACAGCUGCAUAAAAGACCACAUCCAAAGCCCUAUCUGAUUGUGCUUUCAUUUCCCGCACCUCAUGGCCCAGAAGAUCCUGCUCCACAGUACUCCACAUGGUUUGAGGAUGUUGAAACACACAGGACAGAAGCAUGGAACUACGCUCCGAACCCGGACAAGCAAUGGCUUUUGCAACAUACCGGCCGAAUGGAGCCAGUUCAUGUUGUUUUUACGGAUGUAUUGCAUAGGCGACGAUUACAGACACUGCAAAGUGUGGACUACAAUAUUCAAAGAGUAAGUAAUAUCUGCCGACUUAAUAGGAAAUAUUAUUGUGCACAGACAAUCCUCUUAAAGUUAGGCAGUUAGAC
Gongylonema pulchrum is the source of this 653-nucleotide messenger RNA. The record is from the annotation of a GenBank genome assembly. Lineage: Eukaryota; Metazoa; Nematoda; Chromadorea; Rhabditida; Gongylonematidae.